Molecule: messenger RNA, 2829 nt
Organism: Zychaea mexicana
Lineage: Eukaryota; Fungi; Mucoromycota; Mucoromycetes; Mucorales; Lichtheimiaceae
Exons: 15
Biological process (GO): cell motility; phosphatidic acid biosynthetic process; intracellular signal transduction
Molecular function (GO): phosphatidylinositol binding; D-type glycerophospholipase activity
Source: RefSeq, a predicted model, not a curated record
AUGCAACCUACCAAUAAUAAAAACAAAAAAGUAUACAAUAGUACAAUUGGUACCAGUACGGACGACGGCCAUCAUCAUCAUCGCCUUGACAGCAACGACCACGAUGGCUAUUACGAAAACGAUGCACUGCCAUCACCAGACGAUAUUGAAAGAAGUCGAGAACCAUCUGUUUCAAAUGAAUACGAUGGUCAGCCGAGUUAUUUUGAACAUCCAUUUCAUCGAGAUACGGCAAAACAUGCGCAGCAGGCUGAAGAACAGAGACCAUCCAACAGACGAGUCGCUCAAAUGCAUUGGGGUAAAACUUUGGACAAGAUUCGUCUUAUUUCCAACAUCCAUAGCUUACCGACCCAUGCGCACGAGCCUGAUAUGGCGCCCACGAACUCAUUAGCGCCGUAUUUCCAGCCUGCAUUUGAAGCACCAUUCAUUGCGCUGUCAACUGACGAGGAUGGUCGGAAAUUGAUUGAAGUGACUGAUUCCGAGUUAGUCAAUAUCUACGGUAUCAAUCAAUAUGUUUUUCGUAUUGAACUUCAAUAUGGCGACGUCAAAUGGGUGAUCCGUAAAACCAUGGCCGACUUUACUAUUUUACAUUUGAAUCUCAAGCUAAAGUCGGCGAUUGAACCUCCCAAUUUCCCUAAUCAGCUCCAAAACCUCAUCCAAUCGGCCAAGGAAACCAUGGGCAUUGAUGACGACGAACGCGAUACCGAAAAGGAACGCAAAUCCGCAUUGGCGCGUCGUAAAGCGCUCACCAAAUACCUCACUGAAUUAUUACAGCGCGCUCACAUCUUCGUCAGCUAUAAUCUUUGCGAGUUCCUCGAGAUCUCCGCUAUCAGUAUCGUCCAGGAUAUGGGAUGGAAGGGCAAAGAAGGCUAUUUGGAGAAUCGUGUCAAUUUCGUCGAUACGCGUAUAUGUCAUCUUUUUAAACGGUCAAGUUGGACAAAAGAAUGGGUGAUUCUUCGUGAUUCAUAUGUGGCGUUUUGUGAAGAUAUUGAUUCACAAGCUCCGACGGAUGUUCUCAUGCUGGACAAAAGCUUUUCUGUAUCUGAUCGAACACCUGGCAUUUUUGGCAAAUACCAUAAUCACAUCACAUUAGAAAACAGGUUUCGUCGGAUAACGAUCAAGGGCAAUAGACGCCAGGUGGACGAGUGGAUGGAAAGCAUCAAAAAGGUUCAACAAGAGAGUCCGUGGGUCAAAAAUCAUCGCUUUGGUUCAUUCGCACCUGUCCGUCAUCAUGCCAAGGUCAAAUACUUUGUGGACGGUGAAGACCACUUUAACGCUGUUGCCGAAGCAAUUCUCUCAGCAAAAUCAGAAAUUUAUAUCGCCGAUUGGUGGCUUUCUCCGGAACUGUAUCUGCGUCGCCCUCCAGCAACCAAUGAGGAGUUCAGAAUCGAUCGAUUACUGAAACGCAAGGCCGAGGAGGGAGUGAUGGUGUACAUUAUCGUGUAUAAAGAAGUAGAGGCAGCAUUGACGAUUGACUCUGCACAUACCAAGAAACAUUUACAAAAGCAACAUGGCAACAUUAUCGUACAAAGACACCCGGACCAUCGAUCUAUCGACAACAAUGUCCUCUUCUGGUCACAUCACGAGAAAAUGGUGGUCGUCGAUAAUAGAUUGGCGUUUAUUGGUGGUCUUGAUUUAUGUUAUGGCCGUUGGGAUAGCCAUGGACACAAAUUGGCCGAUUUGAAGGGAGACUUCCACAAGUUCGAGAUGGUUCCUGGACAGGACUACAGCAAUCCACGUGUCAAAGACUUUUUAAAUGUCGCACAACAUGAACUAACAUUAGUCGACCGCUCUAUUUCACCGAGAAUGGCUUGGCAUGAUGUGUCCAUUGGUGUGGUGGGGCCCAUUGCACGAGACAUUGCACGUCAUUUCAUCCAACGAUGGAACUUUUUGAAAGCUUCCAAGGGCAUGCAUCGUCCGACGGUACCCUUCUUAAUGCCCAAAGGGGAAUACGUUGCUGCAAGAGACGAAACCAAAUUCAAAGGCACGUGCCGUGUUCAGCUCUUGAGAAGCUCGGCUCAAUGGAGCUCUGGUAUCGAACGUGAACAUUCAAUCUACAAUGCAUAUAUGGAAUGUAUCAGCAAAGCCAAACAUUAUGUCUAUAUUGAAAACCAGUUCUUUAUCAGCGCGACGACUCAAGACAAACUUUUACGAAACAAGAUUGCUCAGGCUAUGGUCGAGCGUAUCAAACGAGCCCAUGCAAAGAAAGAAAAAUUCAAGAUUUUUAUCCUCAUUCCUCUAAUUCCGGCAUUUGAAGGCGAUCUAGCAUCCAGUGAAGCUUAUUCUGCAAGAUCCGUCAUGCAUUUCGAAUAUAUCUCUAUUUCAAGAGGUGGCAACUCCAUCAUUGAAAAACUUCAAGAGGCCGGCAUCAAUCCUUCGGACUAUAUCGGCUGGUACAGUCUGCGUAACUGGGACAAGAUUAUUCCAAAUGGGGCAAAGAAGCAACAUCACCAGCAACAACCGGAUACCUUGACCAGCAAGUCACCAAGCAAUCAUAGCAAUGGUGCCGGAAGUCCUCCGGUUUCUAGGGGCAGCAACGGCAGCGGCGGUAGUAGCAGCAGCAAUAAUAAUGCCAACAUUAAUAAUGAAAAUGGUUCAACGCCGCCAAGUACCGAAGGAACAACGUUUGAGGAUGAAACAGAUUACUUUGUUAGUGAACUUAUUUAUAUCCAUGACAAACUACUGAUUGUCGAUGACAGACUGGUGGUAAUCGGUUCAGAGAUGAUCCCAUCGUACAUGGAUGGCAAAGAGUACAAAGCCGCCAAGUUUGCACAUUCAUUACGCAUGCAAUUAUGGAAAGAACAUCUUGGUCUCCUUGACUUCUCCGACUGG